AUGUAUAGGUUGCAGAAAAACACAGAAGCGGAUCCAGACAAAUGGGAGGCGUUUUCUCGCUACAAUCACUACUAUGAAGGCGGGUUAUUUGAAGAAACCUUUAGUAUUCCUGAGGGAAGUCCCCGUCAGAGGUUCCGAGUUGAUGUCUAUCUCGCCAUCAACAACAGCAUAGUCGAUUCUUUCACUCCGGGUCCCCCCUCCGCGUUCUAUUCCGCGGACUGCCCAGACUGUCCGAAGGGGCUGUACGGGGAUAACUGCUCCGCUUCUUGUAACUGUGUCGGUAACACCACGUGUGAUUCUUCCAAUGGCGCGUGUAGAUACGGCUGUAACUACGGUUUCACCGGACUUUCUUGCGACAUCGCCUUGCCAACCCUUUCACUACCACCGGUAGUUUACAAUGGGGAGGAAUGUGGUACAACAGUGGUUACCUGGAUACCCGGAAAUUACACUGAUCUGGAUUCCAGGAUCAAUGUUCAUUCAUAUCAGAUAGACUCCCAGGAAGUCAACAAAGGAGAGUGGUCAAGAAAUGAUGAACUGAUCCAGCACAGUGACUUUCUCAGACUGUUUGUUGCUAACAUAAGCGGUUUACGUACUGGUGAAUACCGGUUCCGCAUCAACAUCAGGGUAUCUGAAUACGAUGAAUUAUUAGCAGAAUUCACACUCGGUCCCGCCUCCAACGCAGUCAAUAUUCAGUGUAGAAGUCAGUACACUAUUGUGUAUCUUAAAAGAAUUCGGCAGUGAGUCCGCAAUUCCUUACUUGAGUUGAGUUCUUAUAAUUUUUCAGAUCAAACAGAGUCAACGUUGACAACUUCUCCCGACGGAAGUGUAUCAUCUCUCGUGUCAUCAACAUCUGCAGGUAUACAGUACGACGGAAGUGUAUCAUCUCUCGUGUCAUCAACAUCUGCAGGUAUACAGUACGGAAGUGUAUCAUCUCUCGUACCAUCAACAUCUGCAGAGACAACAUGGACUGAAACAAGCACAGUACAAACUUGGCCUUCUAGUACCACAUCACCAAUUGAGGAGACAACAGUAUCUACAACAACGACAUCUGACACGACAACAUAUACAGCGACAACAACGACUGCUGAGACGACGACGACAACAAUUUCGGAGAUGACAGCAACAUCUACUAUUGCAGAGACGACACCAACAACACAAGCGACGUCUACAAGACAUACCACAGUAACAGCAGAUGAUAAUGAACUGUCUAAUAAAGAGUUAGAUGAGAUGAUAAGUGACCUGUCCGUGACUUUAGAUGCCGGUACGCUGAGAAUAACCUGGCGACUGGAGGAGAGAUACACCUAUCUGAUGAGGUCCGGGUCGCUAUACUUUGGGAUGGUCGGUGCCGGACAUUGUUACGUGAACCGUAUCAUAGACUGGAAUAUUUAUCCAUUAACACUGCAAGUACCACUUCUACAUACUAGUACACACAGUAUUAGAAU
Messenger RNA from Ostrea edulis (European flat oyster), 1442 nucleotides. RefSeq lists its product as uncharacterized. The transcript has 7 exons. The record is from RefSeq and is a predicted model, not a curated record. NCBI's taxonomy places the organism in Eukaryota, Metazoa, Mollusca, Bivalvia, Ostreida, Ostreidae. Bases 1 to 741 code for a protein of 246 amino acids.